AUUAUUUUAAUUUAUCAGUCUCUGCCUCUGCUUCGCUUCCUCAUCUGUGUUCCCAGCCAGCUCUUUCGCUCCCUCAAAGUUCUCAGAGACAAACAUGGCACGGCUGUCUUUGGUUUCAUGCUUACUGUUUUUGCUGAUCAGCUGGGCCGCCGCCACCGGAGGAUCUAGCUUUGAAGAUUCCAACCCCAUCAGAUUGGUAUCCGACGGCCUUCGUGAAUUCGAGUCUCAAGUCCUCCAAGUCAUCGGCAACACUCGCCAUGCCCUCUCCUUUGCUCGCUUUGCUCACAGGUAUGGGAAGAGGUACGAGACGGUGGGGGAGAUGAAGCUCCGAUUUGAGAUAUUCUCAGAGAAUCUGAAGCUGAUUAAAUCCACCAACAAGAAGGGCUUGCCUUACACUCUUGCUGUGAAUCACUUUGCUGAUUGGUCAUGGGAAGAGUUUAGGAGACACAGAUUGGGAGCCGCUCAAAACUGCUCUGCCACCACAAAGGGCAAUCACAAGCUUACUGAUGUUCUUCUUCCUGAAAAGAAAGACUGGAGAGAAGAGGGCAUAGUAAGCCCAGUUAAAGAUCAAGGCAAAUGUGGAUCUUGCUGGACAUUCAGCACCACUGGAGCACUUGAGGCAGCUUAUAAACAAGCAUUUGGAAAGGAAAUCUCUCUCUCUGAGCAGCAGCUUGUGGAUUGCGCCAGAGCUUUCAACAACUUUGGCUGCAAUGGUGGGUUGCCAUCCCAAGCCUUUGAAUAUAUUAAGUACAACGGAGGCAUUGAGACCGAAGAAGCAUAUCCUUACACUGCAAAAAAUGGCGUGUGCAAGUUCACAUCAGAAAAUGUUGCUGUCCAAGUCCUCGAUUCUGUCAAUAUUACUCUGGGUGCUGAAGAUGAAUUAAAGCAUGCAGUUGGAGUUGUUCGGCCAGUGAGUGUGGCCUUCGAGGCGGUGAGUGGUUUUCGGUUUUACAAGGAAGGAGUCUACACCAGCGAUACAUGUGGCCGUGAUCCCUUGGAUGUGAACCAUGCUGUCCUGGCAGUUGGGUAUGGAGUCGAAAACGGUGUCCCAUACUGGCUCAUCAAGAACUCAUGGGGAGAAAGCUGGGGUGACAAUGGCUACUUUAAAAUGGAGCUGGGAAAGAACAUGUGUGGUGUUGCAACUUGUGCAUCAUACCCUAUUGUCGCUUAAGUAUGAUUUGGAAGAAACAGUUGAAAUUUGGUGGCUUUCACCGCUUUCAGUCUGAGUGUAAUAAACCAGCUUCUGAGGUGAUGGGUCAUGGUUGAUGGAGCUAUAUGAUUUAGGCUUGAUGUUAAAAAUAAGAUACUAAAUAUUUAUCUCCGCUGUACUUUGAGAUGUAGUAGUCCAUCGUACGGUGGAGGGUCAGAAUUUAGGUUUUAUAUAAAAAAUAAGAUCCAGCAUUGUGUGCUUAUUUAUUAUUGUAAUUUGUAAUUGAAAUAUAUGGGCGAUAGACCAUGUGUAGAUAAAUGAUAAUAGUAGGAACAUUACAGACA
Messenger RNA from Ziziphus jujuba (common jujube), 1494 nucleotides. Its product is annotated as pro-cathepsin H. Bases 95 to 1171 code for a protein of 358 amino acids. NCBI's taxonomy places the organism in Eukaryota, Viridiplantae, Streptophyta, Magnoliopsida, Rosales, Rhamnaceae. The transcript is spliced from 8 exons. Gene Ontology annotation, cellular component: lysosome. The record is from RefSeq and is a predicted model, not a curated record. Gene Ontology annotation, molecular function: cysteine-type endopeptidase activity. Gene Ontology annotation, biological process: immune response.